CCUUCCCCAUUUCUUCUUAUCCUUUCUUUCUCGCUCGGUAAAGAUUGAGCAAUUCUUGUUCAAUUUCUAGUGUUGUCAUCCCUUGUUCAUUCUUCCUCAUUAUUUAAUAUCGAAUGCUCUUGAAUUCUAGAUUGUUCAUUCACUAGGGUUUUAUGGGGUUUUGAAGAAUUGCAGUUAGAAGCAAAUGGGGAAUCUUUUCUGCUGUGUGCAAGUGGACCAAUCCACAGUGGCUAUCAAAGAAAGAUUUGGACGAUUUGAAGAAGUUCUUCAGCCAGGGUGCCACUGCUUGCCAUGGAUCCUUGGAAGUCAACUUGCCGGUCAUCUCUCUAUUCGUGUGCAGCAACUAGAUGUUAAAUGCGAGACCAAGACAAAGGAUAAUGUCUUUGUCAAUGUUGUUGCUUCAGUGCAAUAUCGUGCCCUGUCUGAGAAGGCCAGUGAUGCUUUCUACAAACUUAGCAAUACAAAGACCCAAAUCCAAGCCUAUGUUUUUGAUGUAAUUAGAGCAAGUGUUCCAAAACUCCUCUUGGAUGAUGCUUUUGAACAGAAAAAUGAUAUCGCCAAAGCUGUGGAAGAGGAGCUUGAGAAGGCCAUGUCAGCUUAUGGAUAUGAAAUUGUUCAAACACUGAUUGUUGAUAUUGAGCCAGAUGAGAACGUGAAGCGGGCUAUGAAUGAAAUCAAUGCUGCUGCAAGAUUGAGGCUGGCAGCUACUGAUAAGGCAGAGGCAGAGAAGAUCUUGCAAAUCAAGCGAGCUGAGGGUGAGGCUGAGUCUAAGUACCUCCAUGGUGUCGGUAUUGCUCGCCAGCGUCAAGCAAUUGUGGAUGGUUUGAGAGACAGCGUGCUCGGAUUCUCCGGUAAUGUACCAGGGACGACUGCAAAAGAUGUCUUGGACAUGGUCCUUGUCACUCAGUAUUUCGACACUAUGAAAGAAAUUGGUGCUACCUCCAAGUCUUCUGCUGUUUUCAUUCCCCAUGGACCCGGUGCUGUUCGUGAUGUAGCAAGCCAAAUUCGUGAUGGACUUCUUCAGGCUUCUCAUCACUAGUUUCUACUCCACCAAGCUCUUGUGUCAGGUUUGUCUGUGGACAUACAUGAUAAUGCUCUAUGUAUGUGUGUGGUUGUCUUUCUUUGAAGUAUGUUCAGUGGUUUUGUUAUAUUUGAUAAUCAGACUGUCAUGUAAAUAUUAUCCUACAGGGAACCUAUUGUGAAUGAUAAGUUUUCAACUAUCUAUAUAUAUAUAUACUGGAUUUUUAAGUGUA
This is a messenger RNA of Lotus japonicus, 1253 nucleotides long. Its product is annotated as hypersensitive-induced response protein 1. NCBI's taxonomy places the organism in Eukaryota, Viridiplantae, Streptophyta, Magnoliopsida, Fabales, Fabaceae. The record is from RefSeq and is a predicted model, not a curated record. The transcript is spliced from 6 exons. The coding region runs from base 185 to 1039 and encodes 284 amino acids.